AUGGAUGCCAUAAGCGACAAGUCCAUGGUCCUUCGGGGCAAGUCGGUCAAGUUUGCAGACACUACCGACGAGCCGCUGGUGAAGCGCCUAGGCAGCACAAGCAACCCCUCCGCACGAAACUCAUAUAAAUCUGUAAGGAAUACUCGAACUAAUACGUCAACAUGGCUAAACUCGAGCUCACGCAAUCGGGGAAAGCGCCGAUGGAAGCGCUUCACAAUGCGCUUGAACCCACGCUAUUGGGUCCACGUCCUCAACAAGCGCCUACCAAUUUUGAUGCCGGAAACCCGCAAACGGCGAUACUGGGAUUUCUUUGUUCUAACACUAGUCGUAUGGACAGCACUCAUUGUGCCGUUUGAGGUGGGCUUCGGUUCCAUAGGAUGGCGCGGCGAUUAUGCCAUGGAGCGUAUAGUGGACGCCUGCUUCUGGUUGGACAUUGGCCUGAAUUUCCGAACAGCUUAUAUCGAUCAUUCAGCAAACAUGGUGCGGGAUGGAGGUAAAAUUGCAGCACACUAUGUACGUACCUGGUUCUGUGUGGAUCUCUCCGCCUCCAUUCCCUUCGACGUUAUCGUGCUGUGGUUUGUGAAGAACAUUUCCAACGAGGGCCUUAUCGCGCUGGGGCUCCUGCGCACGCCACGUCUGCUGCGCCUGGGCCGCCUGCUGCGUUACUUCGACCGAAUGAAGGGCGCAAACAUAGUCCGCAUGGGCAAGCUGCUGUUCUUCAUGGCACUGGUAGCCCACUGGGUGUCGUGCCUGUGGUUCAUGCUGUACCGUCUGACUCACGGCAGCCUGGAUUGGUCGUACGACUCGCUGAGUAAUGCCAAGAUUAUGACGUUUUACUUGGAAGCAUACCUCCAAUCAUUUCUGCUCAUGAUUGGCAACGACAUCAGCCCCAAGAAUAACAUCGAGCGGCUGUACUGUACGGGCAUCCUGGUAAUCGGCGCCUGCUUUUACGCCAUCGUCGUGGGUCACAUGUCGCUGUUGGUCAACAACAUGAACCCAACCGCUUCAAGGCACAAGUUCAAAAAGGACAUUAUCAACAACACCGUGAGGUACUUGGGAGCCCCGCGCGACAUUGCCGGUCGCAUCGACCAGUACUUUGACUACCUGACCACGUACUCGCAUCCGGGACCUGACGGGAUGGCGCUCAUAUCGCAGCUGCCGUCGUCCAUGUUCCAGGACAUUGCCAUUUGGAUGUACAAGGACUUGGUGACCAAGGUGCCGUUGUUCAAGGAGUGCGAACCGGCCUUCAUCGCGCAGCUGGUGAUUCGGUUGCGACUGGCGGUGUUUCUGCCGUCGGAAGUCAUUUUCCGAAUCGGUGAUGUGGGUCACGAGAUGUACUUCAUAACCAAGUGCGUGGCGCUGUGCCACUGCGACCUCACACUGCUGAUGGCGCAUGACCUGGUGGCAGCCAUGAAGGACUUCCCGGACUCGGCGGAGAAGGUCCGAGCACAUGCCGUCAAGCGGCUCAAUGACAUGCAAACGGCUGGCAAGGUGGCGCGUGAGGCCCAUGCGUAUCCGGCACCCCGCCAUUUGAAGAAGCUCAAUCCAGCGGCAGCGGAGGCAGAGGAGCAGGCGGCCGUACAGAUCGGGGGAGGUAGCGGCGGCGGCGGCAGCGGACCCGGCGGCUUCGGCGGCAAUCCGCCGCCUGGAGGACCGCCCGGCGGCGGCGCCGCCGCGGGUGUUGGCGGCGGCGGCGCCGCCGCCGCCGUUGGCGGCAUUGGCCUUGCUGCGGCGACAGGACCCUUCUCCCCCUUAUUGGCGGGUAUUCCUGUCGGCUUUGAGGCCGGGGCCGACCGGACUGCCCUUCCGCCACCAUCUUUCGGAGCGCAGAACGCCGGCGGUGGCGCCGGCGGGGCAUCGGCUGGCGGGGGUGUUGCUGGCGCUGGCGGCGCCGCCACCUCCCCCGGCGACGGCGGCGGUACCGCGGCAGACCCCACCGCGGAUCUCUCCGCCAGCACCCUUCAGUUGGUGGAGCAGGUCCAGGCCACCAUCACCCGGCUGACGGGCAAGAUUGAGGCGCUGCAGGUGCCGUUGCUUUUACGGGAAGUAAAAGUUUGGACAGGGAAGGCGUUGCGGCCUUGCAGCAUCACGCUUUUUCGCCAUUGCAGGGGUAAGAUGGGCAAAAUACACACACGGCUCGGUCGGGUCGAGACUAACCCCAACAUCUUCAACACGGGGGCCCCCCUGGGCCCUAUGGCGGGAGACCCGGGGGGGGCUGGCAAGAACAUCUUUGACGUGGACUUCGCAGGCGGGAUGUAG
Volvox carteri f. nagariensis is the source of this 2259-nucleotide messenger RNA. RefSeq lists its product as uncharacterized. Gene Ontology annotation, cellular component: membrane. The record is from RefSeq and is a predicted model, not a curated record. The transcript is spliced from 12 exons. NCBI's taxonomy places the organism in Eukaryota, Viridiplantae, Chlorophyta, Chlorophyceae, Chlamydomonadales, Volvocaceae. Gene Ontology annotation, molecular function: voltage-gated potassium channel activity. Gene Ontology annotation, biological process: regulation of membrane potential; potassium ion transmembrane transport. The coding region runs from base 1 to 2259 and encodes 752 amino acids.